This is a messenger RNA of Papaver somniferum (opium poppy), 851 nucleotides long. RefSeq names its product UDP-N-acetylglucosamine transferase subunit ALG14-like. The transcript is spliced from 5 exons. Gene Ontology annotation, cellular component: UDP-N-acetylglucosamine transferase complex. The coding region runs from base 16 to 738 and encodes 240 amino acids. NCBI's taxonomy places the organism in Eukaryota, Viridiplantae, Streptophyta, Magnoliopsida, Ranunculales, Papaveraceae. Gene Ontology annotation, biological process: dolichol-linked oligosaccharide biosynthetic process. The record is from RefSeq and is a predicted model, not a curated record.
CAGUUGCAUCUCAUCAUGGAGAAGGGAGAUCGAUGUUGCUUCCCCAUAGUGACGAUGCCUAAUCUAAUUGUCAUCCUCAUCGCCAUUUUCGUCAUCUUUAUUAUUCGUAUUUUGUUCGUCAUACAUCAAAGCAAGAAACCUCAUUAUAACUUGCAUCCAAAAGCUGUCAACACCCUAAUCGUUCUAGGUUCAGGUGGUCAGACAGCCGAGAUGAUUAAUCUCAUCCGUGUGCUUCAAAGGGACAGGUUUACACCGCGAGUUUAUGUAGCAGCUUCAACUGAUAAUAUGAGUCUUCAGAAAGCUCAAGUACUGGAAGCCUCUAUAUGGUUGAUUAGCGGUUUGGAAUUGCAGGCAGGUCCUGACAAGCUAAAAGAAACAGCUCAGUUCAUGCAAAUUUACCAAAGCCGAGAAGUAGGUCAAUCAUAUUUAACAUCAAUAGGGACAACACUAAUUGCUUUAGUUCAUGCGUUGUUGUUGAUGAUAAAAAUCAGGCCUCAAGUGAUCCUAUGCAAUGGCCCCGGGACUUGUUUUCCUCUCUGCGUAAUUGCGUUGCUAUUUAAGGUACUUGGUAUUAGAUGGUCAUCCAUAUUUUAUGUUGAGAGUAUCGCUAGGGUGAAGAGGCUAUCUUUAAGCGGCCUUCUUCUCUACAAGCUGCGUAUCGCUGAUCUCGUUUUUGUCCAAUGGCCUCACCUACAAAAGAAAUAUCCCCGAACUCUGUACGUUGGUUGUCUCAUGUAGUGGUGGUUGAAUGUCUAUUGCCCAUUAACAUGUAUUUGUGUCUUACCACACACCUUUCUUAGCAAUCUAGUUGUAUUAUUUCCUAGACUUCACUAUAUUUUUCCUUUCUGUUU